GCAAGACUCAGUCAUUCUUUAGACUAACCUAGACCAAGUUGUAUUUUAUUAAUAAAAAAAUAGAAACAAAAUGAAGAAAUUUGUAUUAAUACUUUUAAUAGGCGCUAUUGUGAUAAGGAAUGUAAAGCUUGCUGAAGCCAAGGAAGUAAAACUAACCUCUAAGGAUUUCCAAAAAGAGUUUUUGCAUAAAGUCAGUGAAACCAUGAAAUCUACAGCCAUGGAUUAUUUAAACAACUAUCUUAAGGGCAUAAAAAAACCAGCUCAUGUGCACGAAGAUUUCAAUGCUGAACUUAAAAUGGCUUUGGAGUCAUCUAGACUAGAACCUAAAGUUGUCUUCAUCAAACAAUAUUUGGAUAUGUUAGAGAAUAAGGAUACUAAUCGUGAAAAUAUAUAUGGUUUGAAAAAUGUCAUGUUUCUCAAGAAACUCAAGGACAAAUUCUAUCAUUUGCAAGAAGAAAGUUUUGAAGAAAUACAUCAAUUGCGUUAUUACUAUCUCUGUAAACAGUUUAAAGUACAAAAAGAGGCUACCACCCCUUUGUACCACAACUAUUAUUCCAAGACCACUCAGCUAGUGCCCAUAAAUGAGCACAAUGUGGGCUCUAUGCUGCAUAAAUUGGGUGCGAAAGAUAAUCACACCAUUUCCAUUAAUAUCUCUGACUUUGGCAAAGAAUUAUAUCAAAAAGUAAACGAUGCUGGCUGUGAUGUCAUCAAUGAUUAUUUGAUUAUAUUACGCAAACUUUUGCAAGAGGUUUUAGAGCCUGAAUCGGAAGAAGAAUCAACCGCACAUUCCGAGUCUCUACGCAAGAUCCUAAUAGAAAUAAAUGCUCUACUGCAAACCACCGAUUUCUAUACCAAACGUCAAAGACUCUAUGAUUAUCUACAAAACAAUCUAGCUUUGGAUUACGAGCAAUUUCAAAGUUCUGAGACAUCACAACAUGAUCUUAUGGCGGUAUUUAACAAACUUAAAGAAAAAGGUCUAGACCUAGUGGUGGCCUUUUUAUUUAGUAAUUUUGAAUUUGUAGACUAUCUACAAGAUCAAUGGCAAGAGCUUUUACCCCAGGCACCCAUUUCACUGUAUGAUGCCCACUCACGUCCGCUAAAACAGAUUCAACAAUUAUAUGCGGAAUUUAAACAGGAUUUUGAAAAUUCAUCAAAAUAUGAUUCUUAUUUAGAAGCUGUAAAAUUGUUGCAUGAACAGACACAGCGGGAAAAUGCUGACAAUACGCAUAUUUAUGAGAUGCUUUAUAGUGCUUCACAGAAUGUGGGCAGUAGUCGGGCAACAUUAAUGAAUUCAAAAUGUAAUGAAAUUUAAAUUAGUGGUUGUGGCUUUAUACCAUGCUUGUAUAUAAGUGUAUAUGUAUGUAUGUCUGCGUACUGCAAAGGAAGGGCAGAGUGUGUCAGUGUUUGAGAGGGUUUUUGUUAUAAAAUUGUAUGUGUUUAAGUGUCUGUGGUUUGUAUAUUUGAUGUUGUAAAACUACAUUAAACAUGCAGUUUGAAGUUGUUCAAAUGCAUGUGAUUUAUUAAUAUGAAAUUUAAAUUUAGAACACAAUAAAGUUUCAUUAAUACAAAUAAAAAU
This is a messenger RNA of Lucilia sericata (common green bottle fly), 1576 nucleotides long. RefSeq lists its product as uncharacterized. The record is from RefSeq and is a predicted model, not a curated record. Lineage: Eukaryota; Metazoa; Arthropoda; Insecta; Diptera; Calliphoridae.